UUGAGAUAUUUCGCUUAGUGAUGUAUGUCAACAUCUUAGUUAAGAAGACUCAGUAGUGGCUCCGAUAUACAAAAAGGGGGCAAAAAAUAUAUAUUCCAUAACCACACAACAAAUCUCUCUGUUUCUCCCGUUCUUGCUCUGUUUUCUCAAAGACAUAAGAGGUGGUCGCGUUACCAUAAAAAGGAUAGUGAAAAUCAUCGUCUAUGGCUACUGCUAAGAACAAGGGAAAAUCCAUCAGGACCCUUGGUACCAAUGAAGCCGAGAACAUGGAUGUGAUAGAGUUGGAGGAGGAGCUCCAAUUUAUUAGUAGCGGCAAGAAUAAAGAUUCGAGUUCUGGCUCGGACAUGUGGUUUGGUGAUGCUUCCUCUACGUCUCAGAGAAGUCUCAGGAAGACCAGAACCUUUGACCGACACAAUCCUUAUCUCCUAUCUUCUUAUGCUACUCCUCAUCCGCCGCCAACAACUACAUCAUGCUCUGUCUCUUCUUCUUCCAGGGUCACUUUUCCAUUUUCCAUCGCUCCAACGAUUCAGAAUCAACAACCGUUUUCAUACCCGAAUGACCUUUCAGGACAUAGACAACAACAAAUGAUCUCGUUCGGUCCUCAACUACAGGUGCAGCCAUAUUUAGCACAACAACAGCAACAACUGCUGCAGUACUGGAGAGACAUUCUGAAGCUGAGCCCGAGCGGAAGAAUGAUGAUGAUGAACAUGUUAAGACAAGGAGGUGAUCUGACGCGGCCGCCGAUGCAACCCUUCAGCGCCACCAAGCUAUAUAGAGGGGUCAGACAACGCCACUGGGGGAAAUGGGUCGCGGAGAUCCGUAUGCCGCGGAACAGGACACGUCUCUGGCUAGGCACAUUCGACACAGCAGAGGAAGCCGCCAUGGCCUACGACCGUGAGGCCUUCAAGUUGAGGGGAGAGACGGCCAGACUCAAUUUCCCUGAGCUUUUUCUCAAUAAACAAGAGGCAACUCCGGUGCAUCAGAAACAAUGCGAGACGGCGACUGCUAGUGAAGAGGCAAGCGAGAAAGGAGAGGGUGAUUCGAGCUCAGCAUUGGCAGUGGGAGGGGUGAGUGAGGAGACCGGGUGGGCCGAGGCGUGGCUCAAUGCAAUUCCUGAAGAAUGGGGACCUGGAAGCCCUCUAUGGGAUGAUUACCACUUCCCCACUUCUAAUCACAAGGACGAUCAUAACUCUUCUUCGUCUGAUACAGUUUAAAUUUAAAAGCGUUUUUCACCU
Capsella rubella is the source of this 1235-nucleotide messenger RNA. RefSeq names its product ethylene-responsive transcription factor ERF053. The record is from RefSeq and is a predicted model, not a curated record. The transcript has a single exon. Gene Ontology annotation, molecular function: DNA binding; DNA-binding transcription factor activity. The coding region runs from base 204 to 1214 and encodes 336 amino acids. NCBI's taxonomy places the organism in Eukaryota, Viridiplantae, Streptophyta, Magnoliopsida, Brassicales, Brassicaceae. Gene Ontology annotation, biological process: regulation of DNA-templated transcription.